Molecule: messenger RNA, 2880 nt
Organism: Trichoderma harzianum CBS 226.95
Lineage: Eukaryota; Fungi; Ascomycota; Sordariomycetes; Hypocreales; Hypocreaceae
Exons: 6
Coding region: 1-2880 (959 amino acids)
Biological process (GO): transcription by RNA polymerase III
Cellular component (GO): transcription factor TFIIIC complex
Molecular function (GO): protein binding
Source: RefSeq, a predicted model, not a curated record
AUGUCGAGCAGUCGUGGCUUGGAUGACUCGGCCGCGGGGGGCAAUGCGUCGGAUUCUGAUUCUGAUUAUGAGGAGCUCCAAGAUGAUAUCGCCAAAUUUGAUCAGUCAGUAAGAGAGUUCUUGCAUUCUCACCAAGAACGGAAUGACGCACCGUUUCCAACGCGUGGCGUGGCUAGGGGACGAGGCUCUCGAGGAGCUCGAGGCCCUCGCAAAGCCGCCAAACCUCGAGGAGACAUUACGGCAAGGUUGGCCAAAGUCAACCAGGCAUUUCUUCUUGGAGAUUACUCAAGAGCUUUGGACCUCGUCUCGGAAGUAAUUAGAAUCAAUGCUGAAACACACCAAGCCUGGACAGCGUUGUCGUCCAUCUUCCGCGAGCAAGGCGAGCAUGCCAGGGCAUUAUCUGCCAUGGUAUAUGCUGCUCACCUUCGACCCAAGGAUGUUACUGCGUGGCUUGACUGUGCAUCCUUUGCGCUCAACAUUGUAUCUGAAGAUGAGGCGAGCAAUCUCCAUACGGCACGGUUGUGCUACUCUGCUGCCCUGAGAGCAGACCCCACGAACCUCGCUGCUAGGCUGGGCAAAGCUACUGUUUGUCACCAACAAGGCCAUCUAGCUGCUGCGAUAGCAGAGUAUAACAUUGUCCUCAAACACCAUCCGUAUGAUCUCGAGAUCGUACGGAAACUGGCAGAAGCUUGCAUUGAUAAUAAGAAUACUGAGGCCGCUGUCCCUUCCGCUAUCAUGGCAUAUCGACGUUAUUUUGACUAUGAAAUUGAGAACACACCACUUCACGGGUCAAGCGCUCCGUGGCAUGAUAUCGGAAUCUAUGUGGAGCUCAUCGCCUCAACUGGUGCAUAUGCUGAAGCCAUUUACGAACUGAAAGCGUUGUCCAGAUGGCUCGUGGGCCGUGUUCAGGAGCAAUACUGGGAUCAAUGGCAAGCCGACGACUGCGAAUGGGACGAGAACGACGAGCGUAGAAGUCAUGUACCUCAUUUCCAUGACUCGAUGUUUGACCCCGAGCUUUACGGCCCCUCCCUACCCCUGGAUUUCAGAGCUCGACUGGCAGUGUAUAGGCUCAGACUAGGAGAAGAAGAAGAGGCUUUUAGACAUUUGAGCUGGCUGGAUCCAGAUAACCCACGUACAUUUGAUUUCAUCACAGAAUUCCCUUUCAUUUCAUAUGACCUUGCAAGCGAGAUCGCCAAGUAUGGCCAGCCGCAGAGAGCCAUCCGAUAUCUCGAGUUACUUCGGGCCUCCAGCGAAGAAGCAGAUGCUACACUCCUGGUUCAAUUAGGCCGUUGCUAUCUAGCUACUGGACAGCAAUCCACAGCAGAGGAGUGUUUUCACGCGGCUAUCGAUGCUGACGAGUAUAACAUCGAUGCCCGUAUCGAAUUGGCAAACAUGUAUGAGAAAGCUAGAGAAGAUGAAGAGGCCCUCAUUCUCGCUGCGGAAGCGAUGGCACUCAAGGAAGCCCAAGGGCAGCCCCCGGGCGAGGCUUCGACAAAGGAGCAACUCCAUACAUUUUCAAUAUCAGAUCGUGGUAUACGGCGCAUGGCAGCUGCCCAACCACGAGCAGGCCCUAAACAGGCUAAACCGAAGCCCGCUCAGACGGCCCGUAUCCUGCCCAGGAGAUACCGUGCAAAACGAUUUGCGAAUCCUGAUAAACGCCAUCAAGACGAACGUUCACGCGCUAUUAAACUCUCCCGGCAGUAUGAGCUUGUUCGUGGUCUUAAGCAGCAGAUCAAAUCUGGCUCCAAUGAUCUCAUCCCAAUCUGGAUGGAAUCUUGCAAGGAGCUCGUCGACGAUUUUCGAUCUCUCAAGAGAUUCUACACGUGGGAUAAAUACCUUCAUUUUCUUGGGAAGAAGGAGCUACUUGAACAAUUCGCAAACGAAGAAACAAACACUGAAUUGUCACAGAUGCUUGAGCGCCUCAAGCGAUCUCUGGCUCCUCAACCAGACAGCUUACCAGGGCCGGCGUUCGAUAAUCAUCAAGGAAUAUCAUUCGAUGACUGGCUCGAUUUAUUUCUCGAUUAUGCCAUUGGAUUGUCCCUUGCACAUCGUCGCGAGGAAGCAUACCAGGUAUGCGAGUCCGCAAGGGACUCAACUGUGUUUCAAUCAGCCCACCACAAUUUCGCCAUUCAUAUGGCUUGGAGCGUGUGCGCUAUUAAUACAAAUGACGAAGAGAAGUGUAUUACGGUAGCACGUCACUUGAUGAGAGACGGAGGAAUAUCUGACUCUUCGCGGAUGUUUGCACUGCUGUCCAGGUUGUGCCAGUCACCUGUUUCAUGGUACACUUCUGGACCAGCCCAAAAGUUUAUCUUGAGACAGAUUAAAGCAAUCGACAUGAGCUAUGAGGCCACAACGAAGAAUGCUGGGAAUAACGACCUCGACCAAGAUGCGACGGCUGCUGCGAAGAUGAACAUGGACAUAUGCCUCUUGAUGCUUUACGGCCAUAUUCUUUUCACUUCUACGAGUUACACGUAUGCGAUAGGAUAUUUUCUGCGUGCGUGGUCACUUGACCAUGAGAAUGCCAUGGUCAACUUGAGCCUGGGCCUUGCAUAUGUCCACUAUGGCCUUAAGCGACAGUCAACCAACCGCCAAUACCUGCUCCUACAAGGACAAGCUUUCAUAAGCCACUAUGUGCAAUCUGGAGGAGAUGAACCACAACUCCAAGCCGAGAGAUUUUACAAUGUGGGGAGGCUCUUUCAGCUGCUUGGUAUUGGCUACCUCAGCCUGCAGUACUAUACGAAGGCAUUGGAAGCAAACAAGUUGGCAGGUGGAAAGAAGCUUUUGAAGGAUAUAAUCUUCGUCAACGAAACCAUAUCCUUGCUAUCAACUAACCAUAAGAGCCUAGCACAUGAAUUGCUAGUAAAAAACCUGAAGCUGUAA